This is a messenger RNA of Prorocentrum cordatum, 2667 nucleotides long. Lineage: Eukaryota; Dinophyceae; Prorocentrales; Prorocentraceae. The record is from the annotation of a GenBank genome assembly.
AUGGACGAGCCCGUGCCGGGCGCAGGCAGCGAGGUGCCCGCGCUGCACAUGGCCGCGUCUGGACAGGAGGACUGGGGCGUGUCGGAGCCCGUGGAGGACGAGGAGGAGUCCACUGGCUGGGAGAUCGUGGCCGCUCCGUCCAGCGGCCGCCGCGAGAGCCCGGGCUUCGCAGUCUGCGCCGUGUCAGGGGCCUCCGAGAUGCCCUACGACCUGAUCAUGGGCUGCCUGGACCCGGACUGCGCCGCCGAGUUCCGGGAGGGCCGCGAGGGUUGCCGCUGCGGUUGCUGCGGGCUCCUGUUCUGCGAGCAGCACCUGGCGCAGUGGCCGCUGUACGGCUGGUCCGGCGCCGCCGGCAAGGGCUGCGGCGACUCGUGCCCGUCGCCGAGGGGCCCCACGCUGGCCGAGAGCCUCGGGGUGACCAUCGGCCCCAGCAGCAUAAGCCUGUGCCGCGAGUGCCGCUCCACCAUGGCUGCCGGGAGCCUCACGCUGGGGCCGGGGGCCACCGCGGCUGCCCGCCGGCCGUCGGUGCUCGGAUCUGACAGCGUCCAGAUCGCCGCCGAGGCCAGGGCGCUCGCGUCCAUGCCGCUCGCAGGCCUCCGGGCCGAGGACGAGGCGGAGGACACCAGCAGGACGGUGGCCCGGAGGCUGUUGCUGAGGAAGCUGGAGGGCCUGCGGGUGUGCCUCCGCCCCUGGGCGGAGUUCGAGCGCGAGUGGGUCUGGCGGCUGCAGGAGGAUCUCACGACCCAGCCCGGAGGGUGGGUCGCGCAAUUCGCGCGGCAAGCCUGCUGGGAUUCCAGGGAUGCCGGCGGCAAGGCCAAGGACGCCGAGUGCGUGUUCUCGCUGGUCGAGGGGGCGCAGGCGAGCGGCACGCUGCUCCCGCGGGACGCGCUGCAGGUCAUAGGCGUCUUCCAGCGCAGGGCGGCCGCGGCCGUGGCGGCGCUCGGAGCGCGCCGCGUGGGGCAGAUGGUCACCCACCUGGCCAAGGCCCUCAGGGCGCUGGAGGAACUGGAGCUGGUCUGCUCCCUGGAGCUGCUGCUGGACUCCGGAGACGCGCUGGGCUCCGCCGGCGCCACGGGUGGGCGGCGGCAGAUCGUGGACACGCUGCUCACCAGGGCCAGGGGCGCCACGCCGGCCGCGGAGACGCUGCGCGGGGAGCUGUUCUGGGCCCUGGAGUCCCGCGGCCACGAGAGGCCCUGGGCCGUGCUCGCCGCGCAGGAGCUGAUGCGCCCGGGGGCGCUGGGCGAGGGCCCGGACCUGCCCGCGGAGGCCGAGGUCGGGUUGCUGCGCCAGCUCGCGUGGGUGCGGCUGCUGGAAGGCGGGCAGAUCGACGCGGCGCGCGUCGAGCCGGCCUGGGGGUCGGAGCGCGCUUUCCCGGUGGCCGUGUGGCCGCCGAACCGGAAGUGCAUCGGCCUCGACCGGCUGCCCACGGAGGCCACGAGCAAGUGCGCCCCGAGCAUCCUGCGCUGCCGGCUCCAGCCGGACCACGCCACGGCGGCGCCCUCCGUGCCGGGCAGGGGCUCCGUCGGCCCGGGCAGGACUUCGGGCCUGAUGCUGAAGCGCGACCCGGCGGGGAUGCGGCGCGAGCAGCAGGUGGGCCAGACGCUGCGGCUUCUGGAGCACCUCAUAUGGAAGGAUCCCGGGCUCCGCGGCCUGCUGCAGUCGGAGGGCCUGAGGCCGGAGGACGUGAGGGUAACCUUCGCGAUCGCCAUGACGGGGCCUGGCACGGCGAUGCUGGAGUUCGUCGAGGACGCCCAGACAUUGCGGGACGUUCGGGCCCACUACGGCUCGCCGCUGGGGACAGGCGAGGCCUCGCUGAGCGCCUACCUGGCCAAGCACAACCCCAACCAGACGCUGAUGAAGCUGGCUCUGACCCGCCUGGCCUUCACCGCCUCCGUGUCGGCUGUCCUCUCCUUCGUGGCCGGCCUGGGCGACCGGCAUCAUGAGAAUUUCAUGGUCACGAAGGACGGGCGCCUGCUCAACGUGGACUACGGCUACGCGCUCGGCCAGGAGCCCCUGGACUCGGUGCUGAUCCACUACGCCUUCCAGUGGGGCAGGCCCAUCGUCACCCUGCAGUACCAGGAGGUGCACGAGGCGCUGGGGAAGGACCUCAUCGAUAGGAUAUUCUGGCCAGUGGUCCGCAGCGCGUAUCUGACAGCUGCGGAUCUUUGCGUACGGCAGCAUGCGGGGCUCCUGGCGGAGAUGGUGUACUGCACCAUGGUGCGGGACCUGCGCAGGGAUCUCCAUGGCGACCCCGCCAUGGUCGAGCGCUGCUGGGCGACCGCGCAGGCCUACGUGUCGCGGCACUGCGUUCCCUCCAUGGGGGAGCCGGCCGCCUCGCGCUUCGUGCACGCCUUGCUGGAGCACUGCGGCAAGAACGAGCGCGGCGUCCAGGUGCGCGACCAGCUGCGGAGGCUGAAGCUGCGGCAGAGGACGCAGAUGUGCCUGAACAAGGCCACGGAAGCUGCGCGCUCACUGCCCUCGGCCGUCACCAGCGCGACCGGCGCCGCUGUCGGCGACGCCGGGCAGACUUUCUGGCGCCACUCGGAGGUCGCGUCCUCGGCGGUCCGCAGCACCGCCACCGGCCUGCUGGGCAGCGUGCGCGGGCUCCUGCGCGAGGCCAACCUCUCGUCGCCCAAGGCUCCAGGGCCCACCGGGCACGCAGACUGA